Fukomys damarensis (Damara mole-rat) is the source of this 2754-nucleotide messenger RNA. RefSeq names its product complement C1s (gene C1s). Gene Ontology annotation, cellular component: extracellular region. The coding region runs from base 362 to 2455 and encodes 697 amino acids. The transcript has 16 exons. Lineage: Eukaryota; Metazoa; Chordata; Mammalia; Rodentia; Bathyergidae. Gene Ontology annotation, biological process: complement activation; proteolysis. Gene Ontology annotation, molecular function: calcium ion binding; serine-type endopeptidase activity. The record is from RefSeq and is a predicted model, not a curated record.
AAGGAAGAAAGGGCGGCAGGUCUGACCUUGAAUUCAAGUGGUUUGUUCAAGGCUUGCCAGUGGGAAAUUCUCCAGAAAUUCCUGGUUGCGUUUCAAGAAUCAUUUUAGACUUCUGGAGACAACAGCAUUGGUGGACACGACAGGAACCGGUGUAGGUGAGGGUGAGCGGGCAGGAAUACGCUGGCUGUGUUCCGGGCACUCUUCUUCAGCCAUCGAAUUCAGGGCCUUGCGCUUGCCAGGCAGACACUGCGCCACUGUCACUUAGCAUGACCGCUGGCAGGAGCUGGCUGACUGACGCACUGGCUCCCAUCGUCCUCUGAAGGUCCAAAGUCCAGAGGAGCAGAGAGGUGGGACUGGAGACAUGGGCAGAUGGCCAGCAAUGUGGUGCAUGGUGCUGUUUUCUCUCUGGGCCUGGGCUCAUGCAGAGCCCGCCUUGCAUGGGGAGAUCCUGUCCCCUAACUACCCGCAGGCGUACCCUAACGAGGUAAAGCAAACUUGGGACAUCGAGGUUCCGGAAGGCUUUGGGGUGCACCUGUAUUUCACGCACCUGGACAUAGAACUGUCGGAGAACUGCUUGUAUGACUCAGUGCAGAUCCUGUCGGGAGGUGGGGGCAUUGAAGAAGGGAAACUCUGUGGGAAGAGGACCAGCAAGAACCCCAGCUCCCCGAUCAUAGAAGAGUUCUACAUCCCGUACAACAAACUCCAGGUGAUCUUUACCUCGGAUUUCUCCAACGAAGAGCGUUACACUGGAUUUGCUGCCUAUUAUGUCGCCAUUGAUGUAAACGAGUGCACAGAUUUUGCAGAUGUCCCUUGUAGCCACUUCUGCAACAACUUCAUUGGUGGUUACUUCUGCUCCUGUCCCCCAGAAUACUUUCUCCAUGAUGAUAUGAGGAACUGUGGAGUCAAUUGCAGUGGGGAUGUAUUCACGGCACUGAUUGGGGAGAUUGCAAGUCCCAAUUAUCCCAGUCCAUACCCGGAGAACUCAAGGUGUGAAUACCAGAUUCGGCUGGAAGAGGGCUUCCAAGUGGUGGUGACCAUGAAAAGAGAGGACUUCGAUGUGGAACCGGCCGACUCGGAAGGGAACUGCCCCGACAGCUUAGACUUUGUCACAAGAGAUCAACAGUUUGGUCCUUAUUGUGGAAAUGGAUUCCCUGGGCCACUAACUAUAGAAACCAAGAGUAAUACUGUUGAUGUUGUCUUUCAAACUGACCUAUCAGGGCAAAAGAAAGGCUGGAAGCUUCGUUACCAUGGAGAUCCAAUCCCCUGCCCUAAAGAAGCCUCUGCCAAUUCUGUUUGGGAGCCUGAAAAGGCAAAAUACGUGUUUAAAGAUGUGGUGAAGAUUAUCUGUGUGGAAGGAUUCGAAAUUGUAGAGGGAAGUUCCAGCUCAACGUCUUUCUAUUCCACUUGUCAAAGCGACGGAAAGUGGAGUGGCAUUUCCAAAGUGAAAUGUCAACCUGUGGACUGUGGUGCUCCUGAGCCCAUUCGAAAUGGCAAAGUUGAAGACCCAGAAGAUACUUUAUUUGGUUCUGUCGUUCACUACGCUUGUGAGGAGCCGUAUUACUACAUGGAGCAUGAAGGGAGCGCCGAGUACCAGUGCUCUGUUAAUGGGUCCUGGGUGAAUGAGGUGCUGGGUGCACAGCUGCCGAAAUGCAUUCCAGUGUGCGGAGUCCCCAGCGAGCCCUUUGAGAUGAAACAGCGGAUAUUCGGGGGAUCCUCGGCGAAGAUCGAGAAUUUCCCCUGGCAAGUGUUCUUCCGUUCCGAGUGGGCGGGCGGCGCCCUGCUGGACGAGCGCUGGGUGCUGACGGCCGCCCACGUAGUGGAGGGGAACCCGCGCCCGACCAUGUUCGCGGGCUCCACCACCGUGCAGACCUCGGCGCUGGACCAGGCCCAGACGCUCGCCGCCGACCGCGUGUUCAUUCACCCGGGCUGGCAACCGGCGCCCGCCCAAGGCGCCCGCAAGAAUUUUGACAACGACAUCGCGCUGGUGCGGCUGAGAGACCCGGUGAAGAUGGGCCCCACUGUAUCCCCCAUCUGCCUGCCCGGCACCACCUCCAAGUACAGUUUCUCCGUGGGGGACCUGGGCACGGUCGCGGGCUGGGGCAAGACGGAGAAAAAGGACUGGGUUUUGAAACUCAGAGGGGCCAAGUUACCCAUAACUACUUUAGACUUGUGCCAGAGGGUGAAAGUGAAAAAUUCCCAAGUGGACCCCAGAUCGUUCGUGUUCACUGAGAACAUGCUCUGUGCUGGCGGAGCAGGCGUGGACAGCUGUCAGGGAGACAGUGGGGGCGCUUUUGCCGUCAGGAAGCUCAUUGACCAGAGCUCCAAAUUCUACGUUGUUGGCCUGGUGUCCUGGGGGCCCGAGUGCGGGACCUACGGGGUCUACACCAAGGUACAGAACUACGUUGACUGGAUCAGGGAGACCAUGCAGGAGAACGACACCCCCAGUGAGGACUGACCGCGCCGCUGGGCCCGCUCCUUGUCACUGUCCCACCAUUUCGCCAUGACGGAGAGGAGACGGGGGCUGUGAGGGAAACAGAAUUCAUAGGUCAGGAUACCUGGCGAGGUCGCGUUUGGGCCACAGAAUUGAGCUAGUGAUUCACGUGUGUGGGCUGCAGGUAGACCCGGGGCCAUUCCUGUCUCUUGAGAUUCUCUAGGGAGUCCUUGACUUUUUGUUUCUUCUUUGAGGUUCUAUUUGCUGUAUCACCCUCAGUGUCCAUUAUCUGCUUACACACAAUAAAGCUUGUUUAUAACUCA